Molecule: messenger RNA, 2339 nt
Organism: Carassius gibelio (silver crucian carp)
Lineage: Eukaryota; Metazoa; Chordata; Actinopteri; Cypriniformes; Cyprinidae
Product: bromodomain and PHD finger-containing protein 3-like
Exons: 6
Coding region: 56-1207 (383 amino acids)
Source: RefSeq, a predicted model, not a curated record
UUUACAUCUGGUUGUUGUUCUUCAUCUAGAUGACUGUAAAUCAACCCCCCCACCCAUGCUGGAACCCACAGGCCUGGCUUUGUCCCCUCCACCAGCAGACACCCACCAAGAACCGCCAACCCUCCGCCCCAUGACAUCUGACCCCAGGACAUCCCCAUGCACACCUAAGCGCCUCAAACUCAACAUUGAGAGCCAAGAGGCCUAUUCGGACACCACCCCUGUGAACAGCUGCACCAAACCUGAGGACCGCCCGCCUGAGAACAAACUAAUCAAUGGCCUCUCCACCACAGAGUCACCGACCCGGCCUGCCACAGGAGGGGUCGGCCGGCGGACGUCCGUCCUUUUCAGAAAAGCAAAAAAUGGAGCAAAGCUCCAGCGUGAGAGAGACAAUCAGAUGCAGAACGGAAGCAGGGAGGAGGCCAUCAGCGCUGACCCAGACCCUGCACGCACACCCAACUGCACCGCCACCAUCAAGACUGAAACCUCAGCCCAGCCAAAACCUUCAACACCUCCGCCCAUAUCAACCCCGGCCAAACAGAGAGCAAGAAGCCACAGCUGCAGUCCAGAGCGCGAGAGAACACCCCCUCGACUCACUCUAGAGCCUGCUCUCACCAACGGAUUCAGAAAGCACAAAGAUGGCGGCUCUGACUCAGAAUGCAGCUCAUCUCCGACUCUGAGAGAACUUGUCUCACCCCUUAAAAAGAGCAGAGGGAAACCUGCUUUGUCCAAAGUCCCUUUUUUAGAAACUGUUAACGGAGACUCUGACUACACUGGGACUGAUGUUCUGUCAAACGGUGAUGUGCCUGAACCUGAACCUCUGGAUUUGGUGUGGGCCAAAAGCAGAGGAUAUCCGUCCUACCCUGCUCUGAUCAUAGAUCCAGACAUGCCUCAGGAGGGUCUUCUGCAUAAUGGAGUUCCCAUCCCUGUGCCUCCGCUUGACGUGCUGCGCCUUGGUGAGCAGAGACAAGAAGAAGCCGGCGAGAAACUCUUCCUGGUUCUCUUCUUUGACAACAAACGAACCUGGCAGUGGCUGCCACGAGAUAAAGUGAUCCCUCUUGGCGUUGACGACACGGCUGAUAAACUGCGUAUGAUGGAGGGCAAGAAAACCAGUAUCCGGAAGUCCGUGCAGGUGGCCUACGACCGAGCUAUAAUCCACUUGAGCCGAGUUCGAGGAGAUCAUGGUUUUGUCGGCUCCAACUACAUGUAGAACAGAAACGCCAACCACAUCUGUCCUAACGUACCACUCACAUGGGCUUUCUAAGGAGGGCUGAGAGCCAUUUGGUUAGUGCACCAGGUACUAGACCCCCGAUCAUUCAGUUCAGUUUAGUUUAUCCAUGUGUUCAUGACACAACCCUCUCAGUCAUUUCAGAUUCAGGACAGGAAAGUGCGGUGGCUUCUACAAAUAAUUCGUUUUUAUGAGGUGUCACUUUAUGGUGAUGAUGAGUCUAAACGACACAUAGACUCAGAGUUUUAGCGUUUGGGUACGUUCAGAGCAAUUAAUUUCUGAAAAAUGUGUUUUAAAUGAAUGAACUUAAAGAAUAUAAACGUUUGAAUGAAUCACUGCCAUUUUCUUAAGAUAGCUUUUUACUUUUUAAAGUUUUAAAAACCACUUCUUGUAUAUUGUAAAGACACUUGUUUAUAUGUUUUUUUUUUUUAUCAUAUGGUAUCUAAUUUAAUUUUUUUUUCUCUUGUUUAUUGUGAAAUAAAUUGCCUGGAGGAAUGAAGACAUGAAGGUUGUGUAUAUACAUGUAAAAAGAUUUUCAGAGGAACUGACUUCCUAUGUAGUGUAUCCUGCUUGUCUUUGAUAGCGGAUGGUGUGAGUGUGUGCAUAUAUAUGUACAUUAACGGCAUACGAUCGUGUAUGUAUGUGUAUAUGUACCAACUCACGGUUGUCUGUGGUUAAAUAUAUAUUCUCAUUUUUGAUACAGAAAAGUAAUUUAUUUAUGGACCGUAAAGAGAUAAAUGAAUUAAAUUAUAUUGGUUCAAGAUGGAAAGCAGAUCUCUUAUUUAAGAUGGUAAACUAUUGCAUAGGCUUUUAAGAUCUAACUUCACAUGUGCUUUCAGAUCCUGGUUCAGUUCUUUUUAAGAUUUCACGGUGAAAAGUUUGAAGGAUGGUGAUGACGACAUGUUGUAUACUUGCUGUUAUUCCCUUUUCACCAUCAAGCACAGAACCUUGUAUUUAUUGUAGAAAGUUGUGGAGCUUUUGUUCACCGUUUAUAAGAUGGAACCUCUAAGAAAUUUUAAGCUUGUACAAACAGCAGAUUUUACCUACCCACCAAAUAACCGGUCUCAAACAGUAUUUUCUCAUACGGGGAAAUAAAUGUUCUAUUGAAACUCUA